CUCCUCUGUGGAAUAAACUAUCUCUGCUGUGACGUCACCGUCGUCUCCGAACCAACAUGGCGAACAUUCGGUGUGUCAAGGGUAUGGUCGGCCUGGUGACAGGCGGUGCAUCAGGUCUAGGUCGGGCCACCGUGGAGCGUCUGGUACAAAACGGAGCGGCUGCCGUCAUCCUGGACCUGCCUUCCUCCGAUGGACCGGCUCUGGCAGAGAAACUCGGAGACCGCUGUGCCUUCGCUCCAGCAGAUGUGACGUCAGAGGCAGACGUGAAGGCAGCGGUGUCCCUGGCCAAAGAAAAGUUUGGGAAACUGGACCUGGCUGUGAACUGUGCCGGCAUCGCUGUAGCCUUCAAAACCUACAACUUUAAGAAGGACGCCCCUCACAGCCUGGAGGACUUCCAGCGCGUUAUCAAUGUGAACAUUGCAGGAACCUUUAAUGUGAUUCGGCUCGCUGUGGGUGAGAUGGGGAAGAACGAGCCUGACGCAGACGGACACAGAGGCUGCAUCAUCAACACAGCCAGCGUGGCAGCUUUUGAUGGACAGGUGGGCCAGGCGGCGUACUCAGCUUCUAAAGGCGCUAUUGUUGGAAUGACCCUCCCCAUUGCACGAGAUCUGGCACCCAUGGGCAUCAGAGUCAUCACCAUAGCACCUGGUCUCUUCUCCACCCCUCUCCUGGCCGGUCUUCCAGAGAAAGUCCGCUCCUUUCUCGCCCGACAGGUGCCCUUCCCGUCGCGCCUGGGAGACCCCGCUGAGUUCGCCCACAUGGUGACGUCCCUGGCGGAGAACCCGAUGAUUAACGGAGAGGUCAUCAGACUUGACGGAGCCAUCCGCAUGCAGCCUUGAGACUGAUGGUGUGCUUGUUUGUGUGCGUUUGUUUUUUUUGGCCACAGUGACAAAGGCGUUGAUCUUCAGCAGCAUCCAAUGACUGAACACUUUAACGUCUGAGUGUGGCUCUUUGUUGUGUCUAUGUUGUAGAAAGCUGCAAACAGUACAAAUACACUGUAAUAGAUCACAAACACACUUUAGGUUUGUGUGAGACUGUGAGCGAGAGAGUGUGUAGAAAUAAGACUGUACAUCUUCAGAGCAUUGCAGUAAUUUUUGCACUCCACUUUGAUUGUUUUGUAACUAAACCGGAUGAAAAUAAA
Messenger RNA from Cheilinus undulatus (humphead wrasse), 1141 nucleotides. It is a transcript of the gene hsd17b10, whose product is annotated as hydroxysteroid (17-beta) dehydrogenase 10. The coding region runs from base 57 to 839 and encodes 260 amino acids. The transcript has 6 exons. The record is from RefSeq and is a predicted model, not a curated record. Gene Ontology annotation, cellular component: mitochondrion. Gene Ontology annotation, biological process: androgen metabolic process; estrogen metabolic process; fatty acid metabolic process. NCBI's taxonomy places the organism in Eukaryota, Metazoa, Chordata, Actinopteri, Labriformes, Labridae. Gene Ontology annotation, molecular function: estradiol 17-beta-dehydrogenase [NAD(P)+] activity.